Molecule: messenger RNA, 5550 nt
Organism: Penicillium brevicompactum
Lineage: Eukaryota; Fungi; Ascomycota; Eurotiomycetes; Eurotiales; Aspergillaceae
Product: dopey family protein
Exons: 7
Coding region: 1-5550 (1849 amino acids)
Biological process (GO): Golgi to endosome transport
Cellular component (GO): trans-Golgi network; endosome
Source: RefSeq, a predicted model, not a curated record
AUGAGCCUUGAUCCGAGUGCUUUCCCGAGGGCGGACUCCCCCGCAAGCUCCGAGAGCUCCUUGACGCGCUCCAGGCUACAAGGCAAGGAAGGAACCCUCAAGAAAGACAAAAACUACCGCCGAUACGCAUCCAGCGUCGAACGAGCACUCUCCCUAUUCGACAAUGCUCUCCAAGAAUGGGCAGACUACAUCUCUUUUCUCAGUCGCCUGCUAAAGGCGCUCCAAACACACCCACCGGAUCAACCAAUCGUCCCCCAUAAAGUGCAGGUCUCCAAACGUCUUGCGCAGUGUCUGAAUCCAUCACUGCCUUCAGGUGUUCACCAGAAGGCUCUCGAAGUCUACACGUACAUAUUUGGACUGAUCAAGCUCGAGGGACUGUCGCACGACCUACCUCUGUAUUUCCCCGGUCUUUCGCCAACCUUGACAUUUGCUUCCUUGACGGUUCGACCACUAUUCCUAUCUCUGGUCGAGGGCUACAUUGUUGAUCUGGAGCCGUGGGCCAUUCGACCCGCCCUGAAGGCCAUUAUUCUUGCACUACUCCCGGGCCUUGAAGAGGAAACCAGUGAUGACUUUGAGCCGACAUUGCGUACUAUCAACAAACUGCGUGACGCGGCUGGGCGCCUUGAGACACAAAGAACAUCCGAAGCAGGGGCAUCUGGGCAGUACUUCUGGCAGUGCCUGUUUCUGGCGUCUAUAACCAAUCCUAGUCGGCGCCUUGGUGUUCUCGCAUAUCUCAAUCGUUACCUACCAAAGCUAGGCAUAUCAGAUCGCCGGCCAAGCAUCGCUGGUGGCAAUGACAUUCUUGAUACCCCACCUGAGAUGCUCGCUGCAGCAGACUCAGUCAUUCUUCCAGAGCCGGGUCUUUUGAUUCGUUGCAUUGCAUCGGGUUUGUCUGACGAUCAGCUUCUUGUGCAGCGCAAUUUCCUCGAUCUUCUUGUGACACAUCUGCCCCUGAGCUCCCCGAUCUUGCAGAAGAGGAUUGCCGCAAGCGAUCUACGGACAUUGGUGAUUGCAGCAGUCGGGGUGGUCACUCGGCGAGAAAUGGGCUUAAACCGCCGACUUUGGGCUUGGUUCUUGGGACCAGACUCCCCGAAUGAUAACACCUCAAUUGACGACCGGAAGAUCUCAUCGGAAACCGUCCGGUCAGCGUCUGUCGAUGGCAAGGAACUUACGCAAUCACAGUACUUUAGCCGUGUGGGCCUGCAGCCGUUAGUUACCGGCCUCUUGGAAAUGAUUAGCCAGGCACCCAGUCUUCCAUCCGAAAGAACCAAGCCUUUCCGGAUAGCUUUGUCACUAAUGGAUCGCUGGGAGAUUGGCGGGUAUAUUGUCCCCGCAGUAUUCUUACCCACUGUACGCAGUGUUAAGGCCUUUGAAAUCGAAGCUUCCAAAAGCCAUUUCGAAGAGGUGUUCCGCAGUGCAAGCGCCUUCUUUGAUGGGGUUGAAAGCGGUGUCAUAUUCUCCGAGCUAUUGGGGUUGGUUGAUUACCGACCUGCCGAUGUGGACAGGAAUGCCAAUCAGGUCUUGAGUGAUCUGAGCCUUGCGCAAUUUAUCAUUGAGAAUUUCAAUGUCCGCGAGGAGGACAUGGUUCAGAUCCACGUUCCUUUGUUGGCAUUGUCGGUUCUCGUGAAGCUAAGGAACCUUUCUUCGAUUCAAAGCACAGUCAACAAAAAGGUCAUUUCCGCGGCCCUGAACAAAGUUCUCAAGUCAUUGAUUGGCUUGCUUACAGAACGAGGCUUCUCAAAGAAGACCGGCUCAGAUAAAUACAUCAGCACGGACACGAAGAGCCGGGGCACAGAUGUGUUGAGAACUGUUCACGGCUUCUAUGAACAAAGUAAAAACAGCUUGGAGCUUCCACCUCUCCCUUAUGCCCCAAAGACUCUAUGCGAGAUGAUCAUCCGCGAGGCUUAUGAGUUGGCUAUCGCAGCGCUGGGAGCUCGUGACGAUACCGUAUGCGUCCACGAGAGCUUGGAAGUCCUUGUGGCUUUGCUCAAGAAACUUCCAAAAUCGCGCGUUCUGCGAGAUCGCAAGCUUUACGAAGCACUCUCCCAAAGACUGGAUGUUGGGAAAGACAAGCCUACUACGGCCUCCUUUUCGGUCAUUUCCACCAUUGCCUCCACGGUAACCAGUAUAUUUUUCAUCCACACUCCAGGCUUCUAUGUCAGCUAUGAAGAUGCUUGUGAUUUGAUAACUCCACUCGUUAAUCAACUCUGGUGGUAUCUCUCACCACUCAGCCCAAAGUUCCACGUGGAGGCGGUUCGCUGUCUCUGGCUUUUGCACUCCAUUUCUUGGGUUGACCAUCUUGUCGAGGCGUCUUUAACAUCAUUGAUGAUUGACUCUUCAGCAACGGGCUCCCGUCAUCUUUCAUCCGAGCAGCAGGCUGAGCGAUUCUAUGUUCUUUGGAAUCACAGUCACCACAACACACAUGAGCAACCCCCGAAACAAGUUCUCGAUGUUGGGGGAACUUUGUUCUCUUACCAGUGCUCGAUGCUUGAGCGCCCGCUUUUUAUCGCUCUCGAUCUUCUCUCUCAGGAGUCUAGCGAUAGCUUUCAGAGUGUUCAGCUCUGGCUUCAGGACCUACCAACUAUCCACAAGGUGUUCCAUGUCAUCAUCUCCAAGCUUGACGAGCUCUCAGAGCACGAUGACCCCGCUGAGAAAAACGUCGAUAGUCAGUUGAUCUCUCCUGACGACUACAAGGAGUGUGACUAUCUUUUACAAACGGCUUCAAAUAUCAUUGCCGCGCUAUCACAGAACGGAUGGAUCACCCUCCUCACUCACGUUCUCGGCAAUGAGAAGCGCCCCGAGGCAUCCAACUCCGAAGAAAUUUCCGAUUCAAAAAGUCUUCAUGCGGCCAUAUUCGAGGCUUCUUUGCGUGUCGUGAGCUCGCAAAAGUCGACCCCUACAGAAGUCUGCCUGGAAGGAGAACGCCUACAAAAGGACGCUCUCCAACUUAUGCGGCAACUUCUUCUUGGUCCAGGGGCGGAAGAAUUGGUUGAGUCCGGUAUCGACGAUUUCUUGGUCGAACGCCUGCUUGUAUCCUCUGAGGGCGGUAGCAUUGUGGUCCAGGGCGCACUGAUUGAUGCUCUCCUAGCUGCAUUGAAGGUGCGAUUUGCACAGGCCUAUCUUCCCCCACCCCCACCUCGACAGAAACAUUUGCGGGCAAGCUCCAGGGAUCGCUUGACCAGUCCUUCACUUCUGUCAUUCACCAGUGACAAAGGCGACAGAAGGCUGUCCAUGCCUCCAAUUCCACAACCACCAGACCGACUGCUGGACUGUCUGCUCAAGGGUAUUAGCUCGCCCAAGUCUCGGGAAAUUGUUGAGAAGUGGAUAUUCCUACUCUGCGAGGUUCUUCCGCUGUAUUCGGGUUCCAUAUUCCAGAUCCUUCUCAUGCUGUCGGAAUGUUUCUGCCGAGAAAUUCGAGCUUCUUACGGCAGACUCCAGCUAUCAUUCCAUCAAACAGAGGAUUGGCCGCAAGACCGUUCUGAGCAUGUUACAAUCGCGCUUCUUUCUGGGCUUGAGACCUGUAUCGCAAAUGCACACGAGCGUCUCAUUGUCGAGGAGGCUAAUGUUCCAUCUGUCAAGAGCCCUGAUCAAGCCCAAGGGUUCUUCGGUAACAUGGUUUCCGGGGUUUUCCACUCAGAAGGCGGGCAAGGUCGUCCCAACACCGCUAAUGAUCGAUUGACCGUUCUUCUUUGUUUCCAAGAUGCCGUUCGCUUAUGUUUCUCCAUUUGGUCAUGGGGCGCAGGGGAUCACAGUGGCACUGCCAUCGACUCUGUUUCCUUGGCUUCGUUCCAGUAUACUUCGCUGCGAAUGAGAAACCGAUCACGGCGGAUUUUAGAGCACUUCUUCACCGCCGAGGCGCUUGAAUGCUUGGAGACAUUGGUGGAGAUGUGGUCCAAAUCCGACUCGGAGACGGCGUCACUGAUCUUUAACCUUCUCCAUACACUCGAUGGGUCGAGUCCGAAGAUAACGAUUCCGGCCAUCUUCAAUGCGAUUUACACGCGCACUAAUCCAAGUGCGCUGGAACCGAGCCGCAAGUCGUCUUUAACAUCUAGCCUUUCGGAGUCUGAGCUUGCCAGUUUCUUGGUAACCUAUGCUCGGUCAUUGGAUGACGAUGUCCUAGAUGAGAUUUGGACAGACUGUACCACAUUCUUGCGUGAUGUACUGAGUAAUCCGUUCCCACAUCGGCAAAUCCUUCCACGUUUGAUUGAAUUCGCUGCUAUAUUAGGUGUGAAACUGGAAAAUACAACCUUUGGCGAGGACCGCCGUAUGCGAAAGGAACUCGGGGAUGUACUCCUGCGGCUGCUCACAGCUGUCUUUACUAGCAAGCCUCUGGGCCUCAGCCAAGACAAUGGGCCUUUGGCGAGAUCUUCUGUGGAUUAUGACCGGACUUCUGUCUCACACACUGGUCCCGAUGAUAUGCUGAGUAUUCUCGCGGUCUCUAUGCCAUCAUUCAUCACCACCCUAGGCGAUUCGGAUCGUAUCAACACUGCCAUUACCGGUGUCUCGACCAACGUGAUCGGCCCGCUUAUCCGAUCCCGUUUAUUCCCCAACAACCUCAACCGCAAUGUCAUGGUCUUGUUGCAACAGAUGGCCAAAGUUCCGGCCGCAGCAAAAUUGUGGAAGAAAGACAUAUCCGACGCAUUCAAUGACCCUCGAUUCUUCGGUUUACAAUUGGAUUUGGUGAAGAACAGCUGGAUGGACCUCUUACGACAAUGGGUUCUUGCCGACAAGGAGAGGCUCUCUGAGCUGCUUGUACGUCUCCCGCCACCAAGCACAGCCGGUAUUAUGUUUGGCGUGGGAGCUUCUGCCGCCCGCUUGGAAGCCGAUCGUAAAGCGCAACUCAACCUCCGGCGCAUUGCACUUCUCCUCCUGUCUGCUAGUGAAGAUUACUUUGUCGGAGAGCUGCCAGCCUUGCUCCAAAAACUGGAAGAUCUUCUUGGUGCAACUAGCUCUUCCUCACCAUCCGCCGCUACCCGGGCAGAAGUGUUCAUGGUCCUACGUGCUGUCGCACUCAAGACCUCUGCCUCAGCAAUGGCACCAUUUUGGCCUUUGAUCAACACGGAGCUACAAGAAGCGAUCUCUGCCGUUCCUCGAGGAUCUCAGGCAGAACGCUACAACUCCUACUCAUUGCUCCAGGCAUGUAAGCUCCUCGACGUUCUGCUGGUCCUUGGCCCCGACGAUUUCCAACUUCUCGAAUGGCUUUUCGUCACCGACACUAUUGAUGCCGUAUACCCGCCGGAUCGAUGGGAACCGAUUGCACUAGCAGAUGAGGUUUCUCAGAGCUUCGGUCCCCGUAUUGCAGCAUCACCCACUGUGCCAGAGACUAACGAGCCCCAGGCCCGCAGUGGCCUGAAGCGACCGUGGCUUCUCUCUGACUGGAUCCGGGAGACUGCCAAGGAUGAAAUUGUCGAGCGCGUCUUGCGACCAUUCUUCGAUCGGCUGAGUAUCUACGUAUUUGAGAGUACGUAUGGCAUGGGGAGCAUAGACUUCACAGUGUGCAGAGAAGAUCUUUUGGCUGAUCUGUUCAAUGAGAGCACGAUGGCCAAUUAA